Sphaeroforma arctica JP610 is the source of this 271-nucleotide messenger RNA. RefSeq lists its product as hypothetical. The annotation marks the transcript as partial. Gene Ontology annotation, cellular component: cytoplasm. Gene Ontology annotation, biological process: adenine salvage; AMP salvage. The record is from RefSeq and is a predicted model, not a curated record. Gene Ontology annotation, molecular function: AMP binding; adenine binding; adenine phosphoribosyltransferase activity. The transcript has a single exon. Lineage: Eukaryota; Ichthyosporea; Ichthyophonida.
GGUAAACUCCCCGGAAAAUGUGUAUCUGCCGAGUACAAGAAGGAGUACGGGGUGGACGUGUUUGAGAUCCAGGAAGGAAGUGUCACCGAGGGCCAGACUGUGGUGGUAGUCGAUGAUCUGCUUGCCACCGGUGGAACCCUCAAGGUACUCGUACAUUCAUUUAUAACUUUGCCACUGUGAUCUUUAUGUAGUGUAUGUCCAUAAAUAGUCCCACAACGAACCGGACAGCUUGACGUAGAUUGACGUAUUAGCUACCAAUGUAGUAGAAUCU